Molecule: messenger RNA, 1107 nt
Organism: Quercus robur (English oak)
Lineage: Eukaryota; Viridiplantae; Streptophyta; Magnoliopsida; Fagales; Fagaceae
Exons: 7
Coding region: 1-1107 (368 amino acids)
Source: RefSeq, a predicted model, not a curated record
AUGGCAAGUUAUAACACACCAUUUGGAGCAGAAUUACUAAGUAACACUACCAAAGUCUCCCAACUGUCAGAUAUCAAUAAGCAACCUACACUCGAUCACCCUUCACUCAAGAAUCACAUUGUUCAGAGAAAACCAACAUCAUAUGCUGGGGAGAUUAACAAAUCAUCUGUAAAGGCAAGCCCUUCACCACUAGCGUCAACAAGGAAAUCAUGCCCUCAUGGAACAGUUCCUAUACAAAGAACUACAAAGGAUGAUUUACUAAAGGACAGAAAAAUUACAAAUGCAUUCAUCAAAGCCCACCGCAACAUUGAUAGUACGGAUCCACUCAAGCACGUCAACGCUGGAACGCCGAACUUAAACCGACAUGUCAUUGUUCGCGCAGUACAAGCUGAAUAUCAUGGUAUUUCGGGCAUCAAUUCCAUUUACAACAUAAAUGUGACAGGAGACAAAUAUAGCUUUAACGCCAUGUAUGUCAGCAAUGUUUAUAAUAGUGAACUUAAUCUGGCGGUUACUGGGACAAUGGUCUCCACAGAGUUCAAUCAUGAUUCCAACCAUCAUCUAUUUGUGUUUUGGGGUUCUGAGAAGCAUGGUAAAUCGAGAGGAUGCUACAACACUUUAUGCGAAGGGUUUGUACAAGUGGACUCACGCAUUUCUCCAGGAUACGCUAUUACACCGGCGUCUGUCUAUAACGGAGACCCACUAGUAGAAGUAAAACUCAAGCUCUACGAAGAUCCAGCGUCUGGGAAUUGGUGGAUUGUGUUUGGCGAAGAUAAUAUUGCUGUGGGGUAUUAUCCAAAAGAUUUUGUCGAUGUGUAUGGAGCUGCAACAAUGGCAUGGGAAGGAUAUACCCAUUCUGGAUCAGAUGGAGUUACCCCCCCGUUGGGUAGUGGUCAUAGGCCAGAUCAUAUCCACAAUCAUGCGGCCUACUACAGAGACAUGCGUUUCAUAAAAGACAAUUUAGCAGAAGAAAUUCCCAGAGAUAAUGAAUUGACAACAUUUGUCGAGCCUAAUUGUCAUUCCAUUGAUGAUCUUCACUAUUCUGGGAGUCCAAAAUGGGGUUAUAUUUUCUUUUACGGUGGGCCAGGUGGUGAUUGUGUUGGUACUUAG